AUGACUCAGAGAAAUGGAACCGGAGGGAAGAGCGAUCACCUCCUUCACCCGGAGGCCGACGGUGCGUGUGCGAAGGCCAAAGGCCCGGAGGACGAGAAGGUCCAGGAGGCCUGGUACUGUGAGUCCGAGGCGGGGGGGCUCGGAGGAGAGCGCAGGCCCUCUGUGGCUGUGACGGGGGAGGUCAUAGCUCCAGAUGGCGGCUGGGGCUGGGUGGUGCUGGUUGCCACCAUCAUGGUCCUGGCUCUGACCUUGGGCUUCCCCACCUGUGUGGGGCUCUUCUACACUGACCUGCAGAAUGAUUUCCACGCCACCAACAGCGAGACGUCCUGGGUGCCCUCCAUCAUGACGUCAGUGCUUCACGCAGGAGGUCCCUUCUGUAGCGUACUGGUGGACAGACUGGGAUGCCGAGCCACCGUCAUGCUGGGCGGAGUCCUGAGUGGGCUCGGGAUCGCCGCCAGCUCGUUCACCCAGUCCAUCGGCGAGCUCUACCUCACAGCCGGGGUCAUCACAGGACUUGGUUUCUGCUUCAGCUUCCAACCAGCUGUGACCAUCCUGGGACACUACUUCGUGCGCCGUCGUGCGUUUGCCAACGCCAUGUCCUCCACGGGCACGGCCCUGGGCAUGUGCACUCUGCCCCUCCUGGGGAACUACCUCCACUCGGAGCUGGGCUGGAGAGGAAGCUUCCUGGUGCUGGGGGCCGUCCUGCUGAACUGCUGCGUGUGCGGAGCGGUGAUGAGGCCCCUGCAGCCGCCCACGCGCCAAGGCCCCCCCCUGAUGAGCCAGGGACCCCCUCCAACAGAGGAGGACAAUGUGAAGAAGGAGACUGGGUGGAUCAGGACAAUAUGGACCUACCUGCUGGCUUCCGUGAACAAACACAUGGCAUUCGGUCAGUUAUGCAACAACCCGCGUUACCGUGCGUACACCAUCGGCAUCACCUGGAUGAUGCUGGGGUUCGUGGUGCCACUGGUGUAUCUGGUUCCCUACGCCACAGCAAACAACAUAGAGCCGAGCCGCGCCGCGCUGCUGCUCACCAUCAUGGGCGUGGUCAACAUCGUGGUGCGCCCGCCCUUUGGCGUCGUGGUCAACAUGCCCUGGUUCAAAGGGCGCCACAUUUAUGUGUUCGCCUCGGCUCUGCUGGUCAACGGGCUCAGUAACAGUAUCUGCUGCAUCGGGCCCAGCUUCACUGUGCUGCUGUGGUACGUGGUCGUCUACGGCCUGUCCAUGAGCGUGGUGGGCUCCCUCAUGUUCACCGUGCUCAUGGACACCGUGGAGAUGAGCUGCUUCCCCUCGGCCCUCGGCCUGCUCGCCAUCAUGGAGAGCGUCACGCUGCUCAUCGGGCCGCCACUGGCAGGAAUCCUGAUUGACAGAACCGGCGAGUACUACCACGUCUUCUUCACCUGCAGUGCCGUGGUUUCCUCGGCCGCCGUGUUCCUCAUGGUGUCGUUCUACUGGCUGGACAAGAAGGAGAGGAACGAGCCGAAGCCCAGUCAGCCGGCCCCCCCGCCCGACCCCCCGAGGCCGGCCGGCGACGUAGCUCCUCGCUGUCAGUACAGCAGCGUGCCCACAGAGGGCUGACGGGGCCGAGUGAGCCGCCGGCGUCCGAACCUGCCCCCCCCCCCCACCGGGGGCGUCACACUCCGGCUCCGACAGGUUCGCAAACAGCUCCUGAUGUUUGGCAGAUGGUGCAAUGUUUACUCUCCGCGGUUGAAAGGCUGCGCUGCCGAGCCCCGGCCGGCUGAUACGCCAUAAAAGUAAAGAUAAAUACUAGGACCUGUUUGACCAAGGUUUGAUCCUGCAUACCAAAAUGAACAGAUGUGCACCUACAGCCACAAUGUGAUGGUUCUGCUAAUUGUAAAAUGCUGCUGCUCUCAUCCACACGAUCACACAACAACUGUCACAGAGGAGGAGUCCGACUUCAUCAAGCCUGAAGAAAUCCUGUCUCCAGAUGUUUUCAAUCGGUGUUUAGCAUGUGACCUGAGGAUUCAACAAUUUUAUUGUGAUAUUCAACAUCUGGUCCUAUAUUAAAAAAAAGGUUAAGUGGUGAAAUCAAGGUGGUGAAAAUACAAAGGAAUCAAUUAUUAAGGAAAAGGCUGGUUUUAUUAUUUUGUGUUUUUCUUAUUGUCAAAAUGUCCCCAAACAGCACAUUGGUUAGUUGCCCUCUACAGUUCAUGUCACACAGUACAGUCUCAGAUCCAAGUAGUACUGCAAAGAACUAAACUACAUAGCACUAAACUACAUAGUACAAAACUACAUAGUACUAAACAACGUGACCCCCGUGGAUCAGUCACUUCUCAGAACAUCUGGACGUCGUCCAACAGGAAAUCUCAAAAACGUCUUGAGGGAAUUUUUUCAAAUUUCUUAGAAACAUUUGAUUCAACUAAACGAUCAACUGACCAGAUUUUUGAGGUUGAAGAUCAAAUGUCAAGGUCACAGUGACCUCAUGUGAAUCUGGAAUUUAAUUUGAUAUGAGACAAACUGCUUGUUCUUGAGAACAUGAUGUAUCAAGAACACGUUUCCUUAAGAACGCAUCAAGAGAAUUGUUUCAAAUUUGGCACAAAUUUUCAUAUAGAAUUAUUAAUCCAUUAGAUUCCUGUGGUCAAAGGUCACAGUGACCUCACCUACUUACGGGAGCAAGUGCUUUUGAUUGGGACUAUUUUUAGCAGCGGAUUAAUACACAUUUGGCUCGAUGGGGGAUAUGGGGACAUAGGACUGUGUGUGUGUUUGUGUGUGUGCGUGUGUGUGUGCGUGUGUGUGUGUGCGUGUGUGUCUUUCUAGUGAUUAAAGAAAAUGUCACCCAGUGCAACCUUGUGAAUUAUUUAGUUUCAGUACGACCGUGUGUCACUGGCUCAGAGGAAUAUUGAUGCACAGACACACUGUGUUUAUUAGAAGGAUCUUUGACAAUAAUAAAAAUCAGAAUGUAAAAUAAGACUUAUUUUUAAAUGUCAGCAGCUGAAGGACUGUUAGAGUCAGAGUUGAUCCAGGUAUGAAAAGGAGAGUUGCUUGUUAUCCUGGUCUUGUUCCACAUCUUCUUACAGCUUUAUUAAUGAAAUGUCCUCGUGGAGACAUUAAACAGCCUAAUGGAUAUUACACCAUGUGAAAGAGUUGCUUCAGAUCAGUGAAGGUUCUUCGUCAAGGUUCUGUUGGUCGUUCGCUGUCACGUGGAAAAUGAAUGUAUGCACAGUUCAAGUAAAAGAUUCAUGUUUCUUCUUUCUCCUGCUUUGCAUUCCUUCAAUGGAACAGUGCCUUUUCACAGAAGCUCAUAUCUUUAAAAGAUCCUCGACAGCCACAGGAUGAUACCCGACGCUUUCUGGAUCAGAGGCGGAUGAUUUCACACUUUGAAACAUUUCAGGAGAGAUUUAUCUGAAGGGCACUGAGCAGCGUACAAACGGACAUGUUCUCUGACACUGGGUUCACCUUCCGUUCCAAUCACAUUUCUCUUUUGAUGAAUGAACCGUGAGACGAUCACUGCGCCUGUUGACGUUUGAACAAAGCUGAUUUAUGUGAAAUAUACACUUCAGGUAUUAACUGUAUCCCAGAAUUCAAACUGUAACUAGAGAAUCUAGUAGACGUAUUUAGAGCUUGUCUUGCUUAUGGCCAAAUUAUGCCUUUAUUAUAAAUUCUUUAUUUAUAUAUAAUGAUCACGGGAAAAAAAUAAAUGUUUGAAUAUCAAA
This is a messenger RNA of Platichthys flesus (European flounder), 3671 nucleotides long. RefSeq names its product solute carrier family 16 member 5a (gene slc16a5a). Bases 1 to 1575 code for a protein of 524 amino acids. Gene Ontology annotation, molecular function: monocarboxylic acid transmembrane transporter activity. Gene Ontology annotation, biological process: transmembrane transport; monocarboxylic acid transport. The record is from RefSeq and is a predicted model, not a curated record. NCBI's taxonomy places the organism in Eukaryota, Metazoa, Chordata, Actinopteri, Pleuronectiformes, Pleuronectidae. The transcript has 4 exons.